AUGCAACUGGAGCCGGAAGGGGGCAACACGCAAGACUGUGUCGAUAGGUCCGUGGACGACAUGGAUGUAACAAAAGAAAUGUCCUCCGCCACCCUUCACGACCCGCACAGUGAAACUGCCCCUCCAGCGGGGGUGCAACACUACUUGACGAACUCCGAUUCGUCGCUGACAAAAUAUACAUCGUCGUCGUCGUUGUCCAGUUCCUCCUCGAAACAACAUGCGUCGCACCCCUCAGUUGCAGCAACACCACUAGCAGAAUCAACAAUGUCGUCAUCUGACGCGAAGAGGCGCAUAAGGGACAACGAAGAAACUAAUGCGCGGGCUCCACACGGCAGGAAUGCAUGGUUCGCUUUCAGCAACGGUGGGGAAAUAUUAUCUGACACAGUUGAUCUCUGGAAAAUUCACGAAGUCACUCCUUCUGCAAAAAAAUCAAAGGCGGGUAAUGUCGAUAGUUCCACGCCAUCAAAGUGGAGACUGUCACAGUCCCCCUCUGCACAGAGCUCUACUCAGGGCUUACAACAGCUAAUGAUAAGGCGUGAUUCGAAGGGAGUAUUGUGGCACCGUCCAUCACAGGAAAAUUACAAAAACAUGGACCACGGUGUAAAGAAGAGCGGUUUAUUAUCCUCGGAGGAGCAAAUUUCCGGAACCGAAGCCGUCUCCCCCUUUUUAACUCGUGGACAGCUACUGAAAAAGAUCGCGGAAAUCAAAGAUGAACUUUCCAGUGUACGUCGCGCCAAACGGGUAUUGGAAGCUUCAUCACGAGCCUCCCAGCGUAGCAGCCAAAAAGGGAAAUCUCGACGGAUUUACAUGGAUUUGUAUAGACUCGAGCGGGAAAAUGAACAUCUUCAGUAUCUUUUAGAUCUUGGAGUGAUAUGGGCUGGAUGUACUGAUUUACCGCUGCGAAUUGCUGAAGAGGAGCUGAGGUAUGCGCUUGAUGAGCUUAAUCGAGAAAAACGACGUCGACGCGAACUUUGGACGGAUAACCGACGAAAUUCUAUUUUAUUUACGGAAAUGAUGAAGCAUCAACAGCCCACCCGAGAGAAGAUUGCCCGUCAGUACCGGGAGGGAAGGUAUGAUCGUCUUAAUCUUCAGACGAAGGUGGCGAGUCUGCAGGAGAAGAUAUCAGCAACGCGCGAAACUUCAAAUCACCUUUCCAAGCAAAUUCGACAGUUGGAGGAAAGCAUACAAGGGGCGGGAUUAACACAUAUGAAACCAGAAGAGUACACUACAAUGCAGUAUGAGGUGAAAAAGAAUGCUAAGCAAAUAGAGAGACUUACCGAUUCCGUUGCAGGGUUGUUGGCUAAGGUGGAAUGUCACCCUACUCCAUGCACGCACUUGUCGAACGAGGUCACGCCCAAUGUGUACUUCCCCGGGCGGGACCAAAUGGAAGCAAUGAUUCUGAAGCUCAUUAGGCAGGUUGAACAGAAGGAAUCACAAAUAAAUUCGUUGCGUCAGAGUUUUGUUCUAACAGGGUCUACUGUGCCAAAAAGCAAGGGAAGCUUGGCCAGGUUUGCAUCACGAAAGCAGCUUCUCUCAGAAAACAGGAGGAUGUCUUCAAUGCGAAGGUUGUCUUCGAGCAAAAAAGUGAACAAUGCUGGUCCUCCCUCCUCACGCCAAACAAAUACUAAAGACGCUGCCUACAAUGCGCCCCUCUCAAAGGUGGAAAUCACACUUGGGCAGCAGCAAUGUCCAAAGGGAGAAGGCAAAGGGGUGAAUGGAGGAAUAAAAUCGUUAGGCGCUGAAACAAAGCGCGUCGUAGCGAAGAAACUGCCUGCGUCGUCUCUUUUGAAGCUGGAUCAAUUACUGCCAGAGGUUUCAGAACCGCAUAAAAGCGGUUCUGCACUUUUUUCUGUAUGCGUGUCCUCUUCCAAUAGCGGUCAAAGGUUGGGAUCCUUCUGCAGAACGGAUAACAAUAAUGUUAAGAAGCAUUCUACCUUGAAUGAUGGGAUGAAAGAAAAGGUGAAUGGUUUAUCAAAUCACGGCAGUGGACUAGACAGCUUACCUUACACGAUCCAGAACUCUCAGUCCAGUAUAUCCCCAAAAUCAUUUGGUAAGUCGGACUCGUCCAGAGUCGUUUUCAGUAAUGAGUGUUUCCAAGCGAACAUGAAUGGCAAGGAGGAGGAGGCGGAUGUGGUGCAGGAUGUAAAGGAAAGUGGUACUGAAGCACCCGUUUGGUUAGGGGGAUAUUAA
Trypanosoma rangeli is the source of this 2190-nucleotide messenger RNA. RefSeq lists its product as uncharacterized. The record is from RefSeq and is a predicted model, not a curated record. Bases 1 to 2190 code for a protein of 729 amino acids. Lineage: Eukaryota; Euglenozoa; Kinetoplastea; Trypanosomatida; Trypanosomatidae. The transcript has a single exon.